CAUGCUGUAUUGCAUUCUGGGAGAGCGGAAGUAACUUUUCAUACACGAGCCUAUCUUUGGUAACAGCAAACUGCCCGGUGGAAGGGUCUUAAUGUUUUUUUUUUUUUUUUUUUUGUAUUUUCUGCCUGCUGAAAUUUUUUGUCUAGAAAACGUAUAGUUAAAGCAAGCCAUUGAUGUCCAUUCUGUGCUAAUUUCAGCACUUUCAAGCCUGGAAGCUUAUUUACUCAGUUUCUUGCCUACUGUUUCACCACAUACUUAAGCACGAUUGUUGCGGUUUAGAACUUCAGUGUUGAAUCUGUAAUCGAGGACAGCGAAUCUGCUGCCAUUUGGCGCCGGUUACAAAAGCAAUAGAAAAAAGAAACUGGCAUGCUUUCUUUGAGAAGGAACUGAGGCUACAGAGUGAUAUUUACUCUUAAUUUCGGUAACUGGAGGCACAGCCGGCACUGAGAGGACUCCGGAUACGGGGGACGCAAAGAGAAGAAGGGACUAAACGCAGAAUGAGCUACAAGCCUAUUGCGCCAGCCCCGUCCGGCCCCAACCACACCCCGCCAGGUUCUAGUGUUUCUUCCCUGUCUCCCUCUCUCCCUUCCUCUUCCACCUACAGACAGGUGUUUAAUGACUUUGGUCCCCCUUCAAUGGGCUUUGUCCAGCCAGUGAAAAUUUCUCAGGGGUCCACUUACAGUGAAUUGCUGGCAGUCAUCGAGGAGAUGAGUCGUGAGAUCCGGCCCACCUAUGCUGGUAGCAAGAGCGCCAUGGAGAGGUUGAAAAGAGGUAUUAUCCAUGCUCGGGCGCUUGUCAGGGAGUGUUUGGCAGAAACGGAAAGAAAUGCUCGCUCAUAACACGCCACAUUAUCACACAUCUUCUCUGAUUCGUCAUUCUCUGCUCCAUACAAAUCAAUGCUGUUAGUGUGGCUGUUUUUAUAAACCUUUUUUUACAGUUGGUUGAUAUAAAUAAAUUGUUUUUCACUCA
Brienomyrus brachyistius is the source of this 969-nucleotide messenger RNA. Its product is annotated as cyclin-dependent kinase 2-associated protein 2-like. Lineage: Eukaryota; Metazoa; Chordata; Actinopteri; Osteoglossiformes; Mormyridae. The coding region runs from base 498 to 839 and encodes 113 amino acids. Gene Ontology annotation, biological process: negative regulation of G1/S transition of mitotic cell cycle; regulation of microtubule cytoskeleton organization. The record is from RefSeq and is a predicted model, not a curated record. The transcript is spliced from 4 exons. Gene Ontology annotation, cellular component: microtubule; nucleus; cytoplasm.